CUAUAACCGGAAGCAGUAUUCUGCUGUGGAUAAAGUUCACUUUUCAGCUAAGAGGUUGACACUUGACAGCAAUGUAACAUGUGAUUUCUGAUUCAUAUUUAAGCUGGAAUGAGUGGGUCAUCACCCAACAGUAGCAGUAGCGAUGAAAACUCGCCCCUACAACAAAAUGACGACGAAAUCAGAGAGGAAUCAGAAGUCAACGAGGAUGGCAAUGCAAAUGGAAGUAAUAGGAGAGUCAGACGACCAGUGCAGUACUACUCCAUCAAUACACCGGACCAUGAUGCUAGUACAGUGGCCGUGGUCAGUCGUUACAAGUACUACUCCAGACUGUCUCCGUACAGAAACAGCAAUUUUCAAAUGCCGGAACAUGUGGUACCACCAAAUUUCUUCAGUGUGAUUUAUGUAACUGUCCGGGGUGAACAAAACAGCAUCAUCACCAUAUUUUCACUAUGGAACACUAUGAUGGGAACAUCAAUCCUUAGUAUGCCAUGGGCCAUAAGACAGGCUGGAUUUGUGACCGGUAUCAUACUUCUGGUCUUGAUGGCGGGCCUCAUGUUAUACACGAGCUACCGCAUACUGACAGCAGUACAGGGCAUGUCAACGGAUUCCACGUCUGAGGCUCUAGAUUUCUCUGAUGUAUGUCAACACUAUCUGGGCCGCUGGGCACAGAUUCUGGCUAUAGUCUCAUCCCUGCUGACCCUGAUGGGCGGAGCCAUCGUCUACUGGAUACUCAUGUCCAAUUUUCUGUACAACAUUGUCACCUUUAUCUAUCAUAAAGCUACAGAUUCCAGUGCUUUUAAUUCUACACAAGAUUCCAAAGAUUACAUUUGUCCUCACCCACCUCCAGGGCAAAAUGGAUCUGUGUACUUAUCCUAUAAUGCUAGCAUGUACACCGUCCCCCACCUGAUGUGGGCGGAGUCUGCUAGUCACACCCAUGACUCCACCCUUGACCGUGUUUGGCAGGAGGACCACACUGUGCCACUCUUCCUCGUCGCAGUGCUAUUCCCCCUCAUCAACUUCAAAUCUCCUACCUUCUUCACAAAAUUCAACUCUUUAGGUACAAUAUCUGUGACCUACCUCGUGAUAUUUGUGGCGUACAAUGCUUCCCAGUGGGGGUUUCAUCUUGACCUCAGUGUUCCUUCAAGCAGUGACAAAUAUAUACCAAUGUUUAAGGGGACAUUUGCAGCCCUGACGGGAGUCGCGGCCUUAGCCUACUUUGUACAAAACUGUGUGAUAUCAAUUGUCAGAAACCAAAAACAUCCUGAAAAUAAUGUUCGUGACUUGGUGAUAGCGUACAUCUUGGUAGCUCUUACCUACACUUACAUGGGAGUAAUGUUCUAUUCCUCAUUUCCAAUGUCUAAAGACUGCAUAGAAGAUAAUCUUUUAAAUAACAUGGCGGACACAUAUGUGCUGGCAUUUGUGGCUCGGAUCGGCCUGUUUUUCCAGAUGAUGUGUGUGUUCCCACUGUUGUUAUAUAUAUUCCGUGUCCAGUUUCUACACACUGUGUUUGGAUCUGUAUGGCCAAGCUUGAAGCAUGUGCUUGGACUGAACAUUUGUAUAGUGGCUGUGUGUAUAGUGUUUGCUGUAUUUCUUCCUCACAUUGGAUCCAUCAUAGGAUUUGUGGGAGCAUUUUGUGGUUUGUCAUACGCGAUUGCCCUACCAUGUCUUGUGUAUAUGGUAAUUCGUCACCAGAAUAACACCCUGACCAUGCCAGUAAUAGCCUUUCACUCUUUCCUCAUACUCAUAGGGCUGGCAAACUUUGUCGGACAAUUUAUCAUUCUUGGAAAAACAAGCUGAUUCGAGUUAUGAAGUUUUGUUACUCCUGUUUCUAUUGUCCUUAUAGAUGGGUGAUGAACAAAAAGUUGUUAAUAGGACAGAUUGGCUUCUGAAAAGCAUGAAGAAGUAAGCUAUAUGGACUAGCAGCUGAUACCAUAUUCAGCCUCAGGUUCCAAAGAAGAUAUUUAAUGUUUCAUAAAAUACACUGUACAAUGUAUUGACAUUUGCCCCCUUCAGUAACCAUGUAUUUGGACCCUGCUCUCAGCCUCUUUUGGCAAACAACAUGUAAGGUAUAACUUAAUUUCAGAUAGAAUUUGUCUAAAUAUUCCCAUGGAUAAUGAUGCUAAUUUCAGAUAGAAUUUGUCUAAAUAUUCCCAUGGAUAAUGUAUGCUAUUUAUUCCUUUCAUUGUUGGGAUAUUUUAAUUUAUAUCACUGCUUCAUGAAAAUGUCUUAUCGUAUAACUUGCACGUUAAUUGUUAUGUAAAACUUACACAUCAAUACAUGUAUCAAGUAUAUAUAAGUUAUAUAUGUAUGUUCUCAUUGUUGUACUUAUCCAGUGCUGAAUUGGUAGAGUAUCAGGUCUGUAUAAUGUUACAGUAUACUGGGUAAUCCUUUUAUUGAACUGAAAGAUCUUCAUUUAUUAGAAGGAUACAUAAUUAAGUUGAACCUAGCAGGCACAGCAUAUUAGAAAAUGUUGUGAAUUUUUUUUAACCUAAACUGGUUCAUUUUACUUUGAAUUGUAAAAUUUCAGGGGUAAAGUAUGUGGAACUAAAACAGAUUUGUAUUGAUUGAUAACUUCUGUGAAGUGUCUACAAAGUUGUGUAAGAUCUUAAUUACACAAAUAAUUCAAUGAGAAAUCUUAAAAUACAAAAAAAAAAAAAAAAAAAAGCACUCGAGAUAGAGGCGAGGCUCAACAGCUCAGUAUGAAUAACCAUACUCCGACCCCUUUAUAUAUUUAUACGAGACACUAUAAAUAAAUAAUACUCUUUUGUAGAAGCUAUGAUAUUGUAGCUAAACAAUUCCAUGUCAGAUGUUAAUAAGCUGUACCAAAAAUGUUUCAUUCCUCUUUCCUACUAAAUAUUGAGGGUUUUUCUGGUAGUUAUUUAUAAUGCAGGUAAAUUUAAUAUGUAAAAUUUACAUAUUUUGUGUACAUGUUAUAAAGGUAUAUACAUAUACAAUAUGACAUAUUUCUGAUUUUUUUAUGUACAGUAAUAUUUGUUAAGGCUCCAACUAAUUCAAAUAGAUUAAGCACUGGGAGCCAGAUGUAUACUCUGUAUUCAUUUAUUAAUUUCAAUUGAAAUAGUAGGCAUUAGAUUAUUGGUUUAUAUUAGUGCUGCUAAAGUAGUCUCCAGUGGGCUUUAGAUGUACAAGUAUACAAAUUAUAUUCUGUAAACAUUAUUAAAGUUUCUAUAUAUGUAAGGAUACAUGAGAUUAUUUCACUAGCUGUAGAAUUAUUUUUUAGCUAUCAUGAAGAGCUAAAUGUUGUUUGCAAACUAGUUAUUGUAUGAUGUAUUCACACAGUCAAAUACUAAAUAAUCAUGUCAGAAUCCUGGAAUAUUUUCCAAGAUCAAGGUAGAUUAUUUUUUCAGGUUUAAGUCAUGUUUAAUAGGGAUAUAUAACCAGUUAAAAUAUAUAUCCAACAGUAGGUCUCCAGAAAAAAAAAUGAAAUUCUGUACAAGGUAGUUGUGGGAGAAAAUGCAGUGUAUUAUAUUAUACUAGUAGUUAGAAUUAAAUCACUUGUAUGGGUGUUCCCAGUUUAAUAGGGAGUCCUCAGGGUAGAUAUUUUACUGGAAUAGCCCUAAACUGUAGUUUAGCUGUACUAGUGAAAACACAAUACCUGAUAAAACCACCGAUAUUCUGACCAAAUUCAAUGUUGUUUAACUGAUUGGGGACCAAUCAAGUAAUAUGUAUACAAUAAGUCGGGUACUAUGAUUGUGAUGGAAGAGAGUUGGAUAAUCAUGAUUGUAUUUCAAGGUCAAAGUGGUACGAUAGGUUGUGAUCUAUUUAAUAGCAAUGCUGAGUUUAAUUGCUUUUACCAUUUUGUGAUCUAUAAUGGGCAUUAUCUAGAUGUAAAUGGCCAGACAGUUGAAUACAAUGUAAUUCUACAACACUGUCAAAAUUCUCCAUUUUGUGAACUGUGAUGGACAUUUAUAAAUGAUAAGAUAUAGUGGAGUGACACUCUUGUCAUCAAUAAAUUGUUCAAGUUUC
Molecule: messenger RNA, 3984 nt
Organism: Pecten maximus
Lineage: Eukaryota; Metazoa; Mollusca; Bivalvia; Pectinida; Pectinidae
Product: sodium-coupled neutral amino acid transporter 9-like
Exons: 15
Coding region: 109-1797 (562 amino acids)
Biological process (GO): amino acid transmembrane transport
Molecular function (GO): amino acid transmembrane transporter activity
Source: RefSeq, a predicted model, not a curated record